AGCAGAUGUACAAACUGGAGACGUGUGGCGAGUACAACACUCUUUUCUAAAAUCUGACGCAGCACCUUCCUUCCGGAGCUUCCAUUCUACGACGUCGUCACUGCCGGAAUUUCUCUUUCAAAUUCCGUCUCCGGCUGACCGCCUCGCCCCAGCUCGCCGCCGGUCACACACUUUACUACAGGUAUGAGUUGCUAGGGUUCUUGCAUUUGAGCUUUCGAUGCCGGAAAAGGUGUGUGACCUUAGUGGUUACUUGGCAGAGAAGAAGAUUUGCUGCAGUAGAAGUGUUGUUCUGGCAUAGCUGGUAAGAUCUAGGAGUGUUCUUCGUUUGAAAAUUUCAUUCGUGUGUGGUAUAAAUAUAGGUUCCUUGUUUGGUGCAGUUACGUUUGUGUUGUUAUGUCAGAAGCUGCAAAAGAUUUGGUUGGUUCGAGUAAACGCCAAAAAUUAGGACCAGACUACUUUGGUUACUAUACACAUGAAGUGGUAGAGUUGUUGUCACGAAAUGAAGAUGUUUCACCUUUUGCUUCCGAAUCCUCAGAUAUAUCUCGAAGCAGAUAUGUGGAGGUUAGGGGCAAGGAUAGGAUUGAGCAUAGUAAUGGUGUGUAUGGUUCGUUGUUUAGUAACAGCCUAGGGAAUGAGCUCUCAGAUUUCAGAAAAGAAAGAUUGAAGUUGUUGCUCAGACAGGGUGUUAAAGUUCUUGCACCAGAAGUUGAUGAGAUGAUAGAACCUGUUGUAGCUAUGAGCCAGUUAAAAUCACAGCUAGAGAGCAGAAAGUGUUUAUCAAGAGGUGCAGCAAGUGAUGUUGAUGCAGGGAAAGCACCUUCUCCUAAGAAACUAAAGAGAUCUUCAUGCUCUUCUAGUAGCCUCUCUGCACUUUCUAGUCCCACCAAUUCCGAAUCAAACAGAGAGGUCGAUGAUGACUGGCAGUUCCUUAUAGAGAACAACAGCUUGCAGGUUGAGGAGACAGUAAAAAAAUAUUGUGAUCAAUAUUAUGCAAAACUAGGGCACAUGGAGCAGCAGCUUGAGAAAAUUCUUGAUACUGUGAUGUCCAAGUGCAGGCCAAUGACCAUCCAUGAGAAGCACAAGCUUGGAAAACAGAUUCAGAAGUUACCACCAGAAAACCUUGGCCGUGUAAUGGAAAUUAUCCAGAAUAGCAACGCAGCUUAUACGAAUUCCUCGGAUGAAGUUUCUGUGGAUCUUGAAAAGGAGUCUAAUGUAACCCUUUGGAGAUUGUUUCAUUACGUAGAAGCAGUUGAGAAUGCUAGAAAGCUCGCAAGUAGCUAAAUGUCAAAAGCUGCAGCAGGCCUAUAUGAAUAUAUCAGUCAUCAGGCUAUUUCCCUCGCUUCUCCCCGGGGCUGUAAGGUUUAGAUGGUUACUCUUUCCGAUUUUGAUACCUAGUAUAUUUGGGAGAAGCGGGUACUUGAGAGAAGGGUGCUGACGGUUCUACCUUUUGACUAUAGGGUUUUGGGUAAAUCUAACCAUAAUAGGUUUGAUGGUAUUGACCUUUAUGGCCCAGAAGUGCAUUAUUUUGGAGCACUCAAGUUCAGAUGAAUGCAAGAAGAGUAGAUAAUUUUUUCUUUCUUUUUAAAUGUAAUCGGCAUUGUGCUCUGCAGAGAGUAGGUUUUAAUCAUACGGAAAGCUGUACAUCUGUUACUGUAUACUGACACAAGAAAGCUAGGGAAUUGAAGUUUUGCAAUAUUCAUGGUGAAAUUCCAUCACGAUUCCGAGUUGUUAAAUCCAAGUACAGCACGAGAAAUUUUGUCUUCUGGUUUCUUUCUCGCACUCUGCGAGUGCAAAAGGAUGUGUAAUUUUUCUGGUUUGGGUCUUCAUGUUAGCCAUGUUGAUUUUAAUAUCUAGAGAGUUUUUCAUAUUCAGAAUUGCAGAAAUUCUAAGAGCAAAUCAAUUCUAUUGCAAAGCAGGGUGAUAAUUUGGUCGAGUACAAUGACAUGUAAAGAGACCCAAUUACAAUGGACAGAUUAAAUACAACGGGACUGGCGAUAUACUGCUGUCGACAUGUAGAGGAUACAUAAGGUAGAAUGGCCUAUCUAUAAAAACAUAAAAUUCCCUAAAGUAAAAUUUUCUCGUGGAUACACAGAAAAAAUUACAAGAAUGCUAAGAUCCUCUCCCAAAACCAAGCA
Molecule: messenger RNA, 2135 nt
Organism: Rosa chinensis
Lineage: Eukaryota; Viridiplantae; Streptophyta; Magnoliopsida; Rosales; Rosaceae
Exons: 7
Coding region: 394-1281 (295 amino acids)
Source: RefSeq, a predicted model, not a curated record